Molecule: messenger RNA, 1338 nt
Organism: Ambispora gerdemannii
Lineage: Eukaryota; Fungi; Glomeromycota; Glomeromycetes; Archaeosporales; Ambisporaceae
Source: the annotation of a GenBank genome assembly
AUGGAGGCGAAAAGAAAGCGUCGUGGACGAACUUUUCGUGUUAGAUGCCACCGAGAGAAAAGUUCUUCGAAUUUAUUGAGAGGUGAAAUAAUUACUGACGCGAAUUGGAAAGAAUUUGUUGUUUGGUUGAAAAGCAAUGGUUUUCCUAAAACAAAGUUAACUCUUGGAAAUUUUCAAGGGAUUGGAAGAGGUUUAAUGGCCACCAAAGAGAUUAAGGCAGGCGAAGUGAUUAUAUCGGUACCCAAGAAAUUCUUGUUAACAAGAGAAAUGGUCAUCACCGAAUUAGAUAACAUGUUUUUGAAACUUGGAUGUUCUUUGAAACAUAAUAAUGACAAUAUUUCUGCAUGUCAAGCAAUCGCUUUAUAUUUGGCUUUACAAAAAUAUCGACAACAAAAGAGAAAAAAUAGUUGUAGUUUUUUUUCGUCAUAUUUGAAAUUAUUACCAAAAAAUUUUUGUUCUCUUCCAUUUUUCUUUGAUACUAAUCUAUUUGAAUUGCUACCCAAGGUUAUGAAAGAUGAUGUUCAAAGACAAAGACAGAAAUUCGAAUAUGACUAUAACAAUGUCAAGAGUUAUCUUAAGACGAAUAACUCCAAUUGUACACGUGAUAACAUAGCAGUUGCACCAAUGCUAGACUUCUUAAAUCAUAGUUCUAAGGCAAAGAUCAAGGGUGAAUAUAAUAAUUCCUCCAAUUGCUAUGAAAUCACUACAUUUACACCAUAUAAAAAAGGAGAGCAAGCGUUUAUAAAUUAUGGUCCACAUGACGAUUUUUUCAUAUUAAUCGAAUACGGAUUUGUGCUUUCAAACAAUCCGUAUAAUUACGUUUCGGUGGACCAUGAAUUUUCAACGCUGUCAAUACCAAACGAGACCAUUGCAGCAAAAGAAGAGAAAUUCAAUUUUUUAUUGAGUCAAGGGUUUUUCGGAGAUUAUACGUUACGCUUUUCCGAAAUUUCAUUCCGAUUAUUAACUGCAUUGCGAUUUCGAAUUCAAAAUCAACAGCUUGCUUUUACUUGUGCUGAUGAUACAUCAUCAACAUUUUCUUCUACAGCAACGCAGCGACAGCAUCGACCAUAUCAGCAGACAAUAAUAAAGAAAUGGAAAAGUCUUGUCAAUGGACAGAUGGAACAUGUUGAUUCAGAGAAUGAACAAUUGGUAAAAGUGUACCUAAUGCGGAUCUGUGAGUUUGCAAUCAAAGAAGCUAAGGAUACUUUGAAGAUUUUAGAAAAAUACGAUCCCAACAAUUUAUCUAUUUUGCAUGUAAAACAAAUCUGGCAAGAGUCUAUUGGAAUUGUGGAAUCUUACGGAUAUUUCCCAAAAACUCCUCGUUAUUUUUGUUUGUAA